This is a messenger RNA of Cylicocyclus nassatus, 1242 nucleotides long. The record is from the annotation of a GenBank genome assembly. NCBI's taxonomy places the organism in Eukaryota, Metazoa, Nematoda, Chromadorea, Rhabditida, Strongylidae.
AUGUCAAUCCGCCAGCGCAUUCUCGGAAAUAGAUACAAAUGGGCAGCUGCGUCUAUCGACUGGGUUUUUCCAGCUUUAUUUGUUGCGGCGAGCUUAGAAUCACAAUGCGCUGCUGAUGGUAUUGUUGGAAACUCAGAACAUGGAGGCGAAAUUAUUGCCGUGACUGGACUGAAAAUCAAUCGUGACUGUUACAUUGGUAAAAGUGGCGCAAAAACUUCAGGGAUACCCAUGCUUGUUAUUACUGGCUACGAGCUACUAUCAAGAGGUCACCAGAUUUUUUCUGCAGGAAUCAGUCACGCUGGAGAUAAGGUGUUCAGCUUUGAGUUCACCGAUAAGGAUGAAGUGGCUAUACGAGUUUCUGCGUUCAACGACGUUGCUGAAAGGGCGUCCGAAAUCAUUCAGCUUGAUUACACUUAUUACAUAAAUGGUGCCAGUGUCAAACAAGCAAACAAACGUUUCAAUAACACUGGACAUGAUUAUGAGCUUAUCAUGAAUGCGAGCACUGUGAUUGAUCGCUGUCGUGCGGGAAUUCCAAAACCGUCACUUGUGCUGAAAAUUUGCCUUCUUGAUGAUGUACCAAGUCAUAAAAACGAGAACAUCAAUGUGCUUGCGGUCGUUGAUGAAUUUCACCAAGUCAAUAAGCGUGACAUACAUUUGAUCGAUCAGUCAAGUUCUGUGGUCAAAUUGACAUUGUGGGGAGAACAAGCUGAUUUUCAAGAUCAUGUACUUGGCGAAGUGGUGUCUAUCAAGGGGGCAAGAGUGAAAGAGUGGAUGGGAGCGUUUAGCCUGGCGGUUGGUCCAUUAUCGAAGAUUGUCUUUAGUCCGCAGAUGGAUGUUGCUCUUUCUUUGAGCGAAUGGUACGCUAACAAACGACGGAUGGCAGAUGUUAAGUCUAUCAGCACUGCUUCAUUUGGGCGCAGUGAUGGAUUCGGUACGUUGCUUCUCCAACUAACGGAUUUCACCGGAUCCAUCUGGGUGUCAAUCUUCUCUAACGUCGCAGCCAAAAUGCUUGGUAUGGAGGCGGAACAGUUGGCGGAAAUGAAGGCUGCUGAUCAUGACGCUUACAUCAGGCUACUAACAAGCCUGUGUUUCACGUAUUUCAAUUGGAGGAUCAACGCAAAAACUAACACAUAUCGUGAUGCGACUCGUAUGUGUUACUCUGUUCUUCUAUGCGACGCCGUACCAUCUGACCGCUAUAUUCCGUUGCUGCAGCAGUCGAUGAACGCCUUGGAGCGACUCUAA